CUCCACACGCGUCCAGAAGAGCAGCGAUCCCAAUGGAGAGCAAAACGCGGGUUGUGCCCACAGAACAGCAGCGAUGGGACGCAGCAUGGCAGCCAUCGGGAUCCAUCCUUUCUCUGGACAGGAGAGGGGCCAAGAAAGUGCUGGAGAUCUACGUCAGGCGUUCAUUGAGCUGCUGUGAGAACACGCAGGCGGCCAAGGAAAGGCUUCAGGAGGGAGCCAAAGCACGAGGGAGGAAAGCAGCUCUGCUGCAAAGGUCAGAGAGCGACUUUGGCAAGUAUUCGCAUGCCAAGAACAGCUUGAAGAAGGAGCAGGAGGAGGCAGCCAAGGAGCUGGGGCUGGAGGAGGCUGUGGUUGAGGAGAGCAAAGCGUCGGCUCCUGGGGAGGAACUUAAAGAGGAGCUGGAGCCUAAGAGGAAAAGCACAAAGAGCUCUCCCCAGGGCAAGGCCCAGCGCACCUGGUUCAAGAGCUUCUUAAAUCUGCUGUUCAAAAGGAGUCCUGAGGAGCAGAAGGAAAACGCUGGGCAAAAAGUGAAGGAAAAAGAUGUCAGGACUCCUUACAGCAGCAAAACAGAAGGGCCCAGGAGACCCAGAGCCGACACCAGCACAUCCCCUACACUGGGCAAAGCCUCCAGGAAGAGACCCAGCCUCAAGAAGGUCUUCUCCUUCAAGAAGAACGUGGAGGAGGAGCGUGGUGAGGCGGGGGCCAGGGCCAAGCGCCCCAGCUGCCUGCCCCUGCGGCACGUCCUUGCAUCCAGCCCUACAGAGGCCGAGCAGCCGGAGGGUUACUAUGCACGGGUCUCGGAGGAGGUCGGGCUGAUCGUGCAGGGCAGUGGGGAGCGCAGGGCUGAGCGGCUGCCAGGGCCGACCUGCACCGAUGGGGUCGAUGAAGCCAUCAGAGAAAUUGUGGCCCUGCUGCAGGAGGCUGGAGAUGAGCUGGACAGGCAGGUGAGGGAAGACGUGCGGCUGCGGACGUUUUUCAGAGACAUGUCCUACAGCUCCUUCAAGAACCUGGCUGAUGCUUACGUCCGCCGGGAGAUGACGGCCAGCCGACCCAACGUCAACCCCCAGGAGAUCCAGUUUGCCUUCACAGUGCACCUCACUGCCAAAGUGGCCGGCAUCUGCAACCAGGCUGUGAACAGGAUCAUGGGAUUCGGCACCCGCUACUUGGAAGACUCGUUUGCGCCCUUGUCCUACAGCAAAGUCCUCCAGCAGGACAGAGCGAAGUUCAGCACAGACAACUGUGAGAGCCCGGACUGAUGGUGACCCCAGUGAUGGACAUCAAUGACUGGGACGCAGCCUCUGAAGGUGGCCUGGAUCUCCUGCGGGUUGGUGGAUUGAAAAUCCACAGAGGAAACCCACAGCAGUCACCGUGGUGGCACGAUGAGAUGAAACCCCACCUGGCAGGGGGCAAAGGGUCUGAAAAGCCCACAUUUCUGAGACUGCCCUGAAUUUCCAUUUUGGCUCUCACCAGAUGCACGUGUGGAGCCUCACGGUUCAUUUGUGUGUGUGUGCAUGUAUUUAUUUACCAACUUUUCUUACAUAUCUGUGAAUGCAGGCUAUAAUUUCUCCAGCUUCUGCUGUCAGUCAAGGGUCCAGUUCAGAAAAACCCUUAAAACUCAAAUAAAUGGGUCCCUGUGUGACAUCCAGGCUUGUCUGAAGGCAGAGGAAAUGUGGAUGCAUGUUAUACAUGGAAUAAAGUUUGCUUUGCUACA
This is a messenger RNA of Lagopus leucura (white-tailed ptarmigan), 1711 nucleotides long. Its product is annotated as apoptosis facilitator Bcl-2-like protein 14. Gene Ontology annotation, biological process: regulation of apoptotic process. The coding region runs from base 33 to 1256 and encodes 407 amino acids. The transcript is spliced from 6 exons. Lineage: Eukaryota; Metazoa; Chordata; Aves; Galliformes; Phasianidae. The record is from RefSeq and is a predicted model, not a curated record.